AUGAGCACCACCACUUCAUUAAGAUGUACUAUUCAACUUGGUGACUAUUGCAUAUUAAAAAGGGAUGAAAUCAUGACGAUUGUUGAAGUGAAAGAAGGAGUUAAAAAACGUUUUGCUAAAAAAGAAGUUCAAGUCGAUUCAUUAAUUGGAAAGUCAUUUGGACAAUGGGUUGAAGUUAAAGACAAUAUUUUUGUUGAUGGUAAAUCACCUGAUGAAUUGGUUGCUGAAUUUUGUAUUAACGAUGGAACAAUUACAAAAGAUAAUCGUAACUUACAAGACUCAAAUUCAAAUCAACAAUUAACUGAUCAACAGAUUGUUGAAAUGAAACAAAAUGGAUUAAGUGGUGAAGAAAUUAUUAAAGAAUUAUUAUCUCAUUCAGAUACUUACGAAGGAAAAACAGCAUUUAGUCAAGAAAAAUAUAUUAAAAAGAAAAUUGGAAAACACGUUGCUACAUUUCAAAUAUUAGAAGCAUCUCCAAUUAAUGUUUGUGACUAUUAUAAUUUAAAAGGAAAUUUUAAGGCUGGAAGAGUAAGAGAAGAUAUGUUAUCUUAUAUCAUGUUUCAUUCUGAUUUACGUGAAAGUGUUGGAAUUAUGGAAAACUGUAAUGGACUAAUUCUUGGAAGUGUACUGAGAGCUGUAACUCCAAACGUCAAAGUUUAUACUGUAAAAUAUAGUGGAGAACAAUACAGUCUUGCCACAGUAUUAGCACCUCAUUUUUCUGAGAACUCAACAGAUGAUUAUCAGAAAUAUUCAGUACAAGAAAAGUUAUUACAUUACACUUCAUUUAAAUAUAAUGUUGAUGUUCUUCCACAAGUAAAUUCAUUAAUUAUUGUAACUGAUGUUGAACCAUUUGAAACUGUUAAAACAUUAUUCCCUUCAUUAAAGAAAUCAGGGUCUCUUGUUGUUUAUUGUCAAUACCUUGAUAAAUUAGCUCGAUUAUUUGACUAUUUAUGGAAAAAGAAAUGUAUUGUUUAUGCAGAUGUCAUUGAGCCAUUUACACGAACAAUACAAGUAUUACCAAAUAGAACUCAUCCAAAUGUUUUAAUGGAUUCUAAUGGAGGAUAUUUAUUGUAUGGAAUUAAAGUAGGAGAAAUUUCAAAUUCAGAACCACAAGGUCUACAAGAAGAAAAAGAAAUGAAAGAAGAAAUAAAAGAAAAUAAAGUAAUGCAAGAGGAUUGA
This is a messenger RNA of Entamoeba dispar SAW760, 1179 nucleotides long. RefSeq lists its product as uncharacterized. Lineage: Eukaryota; Evosea; Mastigamoebida; Endamoebidae. The coding region runs from base 1 to 1179 and encodes 392 amino acids. The record is from RefSeq and is a predicted model, not a curated record. Gene Ontology annotation, cellular component: nucleus; tRNA (m1A) methyltransferase complex. Gene Ontology annotation, biological process: tRNA methylation. The transcript has a single exon.